AACGUUGAUAGAGAGAUAAUAUUGGAGGCAAGUUGCCUUUGAACAGCUCUCUGAAGACCAACUGCCUCCCCAUCGCAUUCCUUGCCCUGAAGCUGUUUCCUCUGGUUGUGCUGAGGGGUGAUGCGCAAGGUGCAUCACUUUUCAAGAACUGGAUCAUGAACAACUUUAUCCUCCUGGAAGAGCAGCUCAUCAAGAGAUCCCAACAAAAGAGAAGAACUUCUCCUUCAAACUUUAAAGUCCGAUUCUUUGUUUUAACCAAAACCAGCCUGGCAUACUUUGAGGACCGUCAUGGGAAAAAGCGCACUUUGAAGGGUUCCAUCGAACUCUCCCGAAUCAAAUGUGUCGAGAUUGUGAAAAGUGACAUUAUCAUCCCAUGUCACUACAAAUAUCCAUUUCAGGUUGUUCACGACAACUACCUCCUGUAUGUGUUUGCUCCAGACCGCGAGAGCCGGCAGCGUUGGGUGCUGGCCCUCAAAGAAGAAACAAGGAAUAACAACAGUUUGGUGCCCAAGUAUCACCCUAAUUUCUGGAUGGAUGGGAGAUGGCGGUGCUGUGCUCAGAUGGAAAAGCUUGCAGUGGGCUGUGCCCAGUACGAUCCCACCAAAAAUGCUUCAAAGAAGCCUCUUCCUCCUACUCCUGAAGACAACAGGCGGUCACUUCGGGAACUUGAAGAAACCGUGGUCAUUGCCCUGUAUGACUACCAAACGAAUGAUUCACAGGAACUCAUGCUACAGCGCAAUGAGGAGUACUACCUGCUCGACAGCUCUGAGAUUCACUGGUGGAGGGUUCAGGACAGGAACGGGCAUGAAGGAUACGUUCCAAGCAGUUAUCUGGUGGAAAAGUCUCCGAAUAACCUGGAAACCUAUGAGUGGUACAAUAAGAAUAUCAGCCGAGACAAAGCUGAAAAACUUCUUUUGGACACAGGCAAAGAAGGAGCCUUUAUGGUACGAGAUUCCAGGACUCCAGGGACAUACACCGUGUCUGUUUUCACCAAGGCCAUCGUAAGUGAGAACAACCCCUGUAUAAAGCAUUAUCACAUCAAAGAAACAAAUGACAACCCCAAGCGAUAUUACGUGGCUGAAAAAUAUGUGUUUGAUUCCAUCCCUCUCCUCAUCAAUUAUCACCAGCACAACGGAGGAGGCCUGGUCACUAGACUCCGGUAUCCAGUUUGCUCCUGGAGGCAGAAAGCCCCAGUCACCGCAGGGCUGAGAUAUGGGAAAUGGGUGAUUGAUCCCUCGGAGCUCACUUUUGUGCAGGAGAUUGGCAGUGGGCAGUUUGGGUUGGUGCAUCUUGGCUACUGGCUCAACAAGGACAAGGUGGCCAUCAAAACCAUUCAAGAAGGGGCUAUGUCAGAAGAGGACUUCAUUGAGGAGGCUGAAGUCAUGAUGAAACUCUCUCACCCCAAACUAGUCCAGCUCUAUGGAGUAUGCCUGGAGCAGGCCCCCAUCUGCCUGGUGUUUGAGUUCAUGGAACACGGCUGCCUGUCAGAUUACCUGCGUAGCCAGAGGGGGCUCUUUGCUGCGGAGACCCUGCUGGGCAUGUGUCUGGACGUGUGUGAGGGCAUGGCCUACCUGGAAGAGGCGUGUGUCAUCCACAGAGACUUGGCUGCCCGGAAUUGUUUAGUUGGGGAAAACCAAGUUAUCAAGGUGUCUGACUUUGGGAUGACAAGGUUCGUCCUUGAUGACCAAUACACCAGUUCCACAGGCACCAAGUUCCCAGUGAAGUGGGCAUCUCCGGAAGUCUUCUCUUUCAGUCGCUACAGCAGCAAGUCAGAUGUGUGGUCAUUUGGUGUGCUGAUGUGGGAAGUAUUCAGUGAAGGCAAAAUCCCAUAUGAAAACCGAAGCAACUCAGAGGUGGUAGAAGACAUCACCACUGGAUUUCGGUUAUACAAGCCCCGACUGGCCUCCCAGCCUAUCUACCAGAUCAUGAAUCAUUGUUGGAAAGAGAAACCAGAAGACCGGCCACCUUUCUCCAGACUCUUGAGUCAACUGGCUGAAAUUGCAGAAUUGGGGCUUUAAAAGAGACUCAGUACUAGGCCACGGGCUACAGAUCCUGAGUAGGGGAAGGAGGUCUUCCCUCCACAGAGCAUUAAAAGCUGCCACCAGCCCAGGACUCCCCAGAGGCAACUGGCCUGUUGCGCCAGACCCUAAGCUGCCAUGGAGGCAGCGGCCUGCUACAGGCUGGCGCCAGGCCACAGGCAAAAGGCUCAGCCCCUGCGCUGGGAGUGGGGCCAGAGCAGCAGUGAUGUCCCUACCCUUCCUCCGGCCUCUUCUCCUGCGUAAUGCACAAACCUCAACCAACAGCUUUAAGGCAACACUUCUUGCACUUCUUAGAGAAAGGGAGAGAUGGUGUAGGACCCUGGAUUAUUACCUUCAUUAUUAUUUUAAACAUGGACCUAAAGGUCAUGGUCAAGGGAAUCUUUAUUUGACCCAGCAAUACAGAAUCCCAGAAUAUGGGGCGAGAUGAUCAAGAAGCAUGACAAUUUCUCAAGGAGAACUAGUGAGUUAAUUAAAGUCACAAAGAGUAAGCUCUGCCUCUGUGAUGCUGUCAGCCACAACUUCCUGCCUCAGAGGAUGAUGGAACAACUGCUUACCUCAGAGACCGGAUAUGCUGAGAAGUAGCUUUGUGAGGUUUUACUCAUAGAGCACACUGCCACCUCUCUCCUUGAAGAGAGCAUGAUGGACUGGGGUGAACAAUUCUGAUCCCACUGCUGGAGCAUUGGGUAUCUGGCGUCUGGGCAGAAAGAGGGCAUCAGAUGAUGGAAUCACCUGAUACAGGGAAAUGCCUUAGGCUGUUACCACUUGGAUGCUCAUCUUUAGUACCAAGUCAAGCAGGUGAUUCUGCCUCCCCUUUCACGCCGAAUGCUUCGGCAGGCAUCCUGGGGGGGGGGGGGGGGUGGCGGGGGGAAACCAUGGCUUCUGUAAACAAUCAGACCCCUCUCUGCAUUCUUCCAUCCUCAUCAACAGAGUGCAGACUUGUGCCAGGCACUGUGGCCUGCCAGAGAAACUGAAGCUUGUUUCGGCCCUAGAGAUUUGCAACUUCAAGGUUGAGACUUCAAGUCUCCCUAAAUUCUAAGGGAGGAACAAGAGGUCUGUUCUUGCUCAAACCAUCUGGAAGGAAACUGAGUCAGGUACUGAGUCAGGGGCUUCCAAGAUGCACAAGGAUGCCUCUUGAUAUUGAGCACCUGAAUAUGCAAAGUGCAAAAUGUACGGAGCUACAGGACUUAUCUGCAGAAUCUCAGUUCACCCUGAGUUCACACCAACACUGUGAGGUAUUAUCAUCAUUCCCAUUUUACAGACAAUGGAACUUCGGCUUUGAAAAGCUUGGACACCUGCCUGAAGCAACAGAGUUAGGAAGUAUUAAUAUAGAGCCCACCUCUGUCUGACUCCAAUGCAGUUUCUCUAUUUUUAUUCAAUACCGCCUCCUAUUGAGGGUCAAAGAGAUUGCAGAAGAGAUAAGUACAGCAGAGGGGAAGAACCAAUAAAGAAGCCCACACAGCACCAUCAGCAAGUAAAGUUGAUCCUGUAUGGAGCAGUGUGGUUGUCGAUGUAGCCCUCCAACUUGGAAUAGGAUCUUUAUUUCCUCAUCUGUAUCCUCACCUUCCUUAGAGUUAAUGACUUUGGAGUUAUUAAAGGAGUAAUUAGCCCUUUGAUUCACCCAACCCACCAGAGUAAUACUGCAAGAAGCUGUUUAUAGAUGGGCUUCAAAGUGGCUUUAAAAGAUCCUCCUGCAGAAGUGUAAAUACUUCCUUUAAUUAUCACUUCAACUUUGAACUGGCCACAGUCUUCUUGGACACUUUCUGAGGAGGGAUAUUCCCUGAUGUGAGAGAGAUUUAAUUUUCCUACGGUGUUCAGAUAAAACUCUCAGAGCGAUUACUGGAUGGUGUUGAAGUCAACUCUUUCUAAAUCAUGUGAUAUUUUGACUGCCUGGUGAUGCAGACACACAACUUUUAACUAUAACUAUUGUGACAAUGGUAGCUUCAAAAUAAAACUAUCAUUCAGAAGAUGACAUUCCUCAACUUAUCCAAAAUCAUCCCUGUUUACUUUUCUGGCAUUUUUGUGCAUUCUUUUUAGGACCCUUUAAUUAGAGAUGAUUUCUGGAACAUCAAGCCUAGAAGGAAAACAUCAGAAUUGACUGAUUUUCUGUGGUAUGGUUUAGAAUGAUUCUCCCCUGCAUGGUAUUAUCUUGUUCAAGUUCAGAUUCAUUGAGGCUUUAACUCAACACGUGUCAAGAGUUUAGCUCUCAGUGUCCUGGAAAGUGGACUUCCUGCCUGUUUGGCUUUUUUCCCCCUCUCACAUUUUGAAAAUGGUGCCAUGUGUUUACAGGGAAUUCCCCUAUGCAAAGUUUUGGUUCUAGAUGCAUUUGAUAGAUUCUGCAUUGUGUCCUUUUGAGACUAUAUAUUUAUGUUUUACUAGAGUGAAUAUUUAUUACUGUACAGUCAUUCACAAUUAAAAUGUUACAAAUAUCUCCCAUGCUUUGUAAAGCUCACCAAGUUAAAGGCUGGGUCUAGCAAAUAAAGUUGUGCAUUUUAGUGAA
Messenger RNA from Dama dama (fallow deer), 4536 nucleotides. RefSeq names its product IL2 inducible T cell kinase (gene ITK). NCBI's taxonomy places the organism in Eukaryota, Metazoa, Chordata, Mammalia, Artiodactyla, Cervidae. Gene Ontology annotation, biological process: T cell receptor signaling pathway; adaptive immune response; peptidyl-tyrosine autophosphorylation. Gene Ontology annotation, molecular function: ATP binding; non-membrane spanning protein tyrosine kinase activity; protein binding. The transcript has 17 exons. The coding region runs from base 156 to 2018 and encodes 620 amino acids. The record is from RefSeq and is a predicted model, not a curated record.